AUGUUGACUCCUUCAACCCGUCGAGCGCAAUGCCUCUUCUGUUCAUUCCGAGCCUUCUUUGCAUCAGCGCCGAAGCGAUGUUAUGGCAAUAUCCGCAGCUUCUCUACCACCACUGGUCAGACAGACCGACAACAUCAUAAAUCCUCUCCCACUGCAAGAUCCGCUCUCUCUGAGUCUUCAAAGGCUCGCCGGCCAAGUCGGCGUCCCGCCCCAGAGACACUCCAGAUCUCACCCGACGCAAGUUACAACCGUGUUCGUGUUAGCUUGUCAAGAUUGAAGAAACGCUUGGAGUCCACAAAAGUAGCAGCAGAAUCAGAAGUUACACAACUUGCCGCGCUUGAUCCUUGUGGGACGUACUGGCCUGCGUUUAGAGAACAGCUCGAGAAUACAAUAGCUCCGCAGGGCGACUCCGGGAGUGCGGAUUUUGACGGACUGAUAUCUGAUAUUGGUCGUGCUCAGUUGGGCGAAUGGGAGACUGAACUCCCGAGAGUGCUACAUUUUGGCUUCAUCGAUUACGUCCUUUGGAGAAGGGCACAAGAUGCUCCGAAGGAAGGUUCGGCGCUCGAUGACUUGCAGUUCCCCACAGAGUGGUAUACCAAUGCUCGACAAGUGCAAAGAGACGUCCAUUUGCACAUCGGGCCUACCAAUUCGGGGAAAACCUACAAUGCUCUGAAACGUCUCGAAGAGAGCGGGGACGGGUUCUACGCAGGCCCUCUACGGCUAUUAGCACAUGAAGUGUACUCAAGGUUCAAAGCGAAGGGCGUCCCUUGUGACCUUGUCACUGGAGACGAUGUCAGGCUGGAGGAUGAUCCCAAUACGAAGCUACGCGCCUCAACUGUCGAAAUGGUCGAUAUCUCGGCACGGUUUGAGGUUGCUGUAAUUGACGAGGUGCAGAUGGUGGCUGACCAGGAUCGAGGUUGGGCCUGGACUCGAGCUUUGCUCGGUGCCAAUGCAAAGGAAGUCCACAUUUGUGGGGAGACUCGUGUGCUUCCACUUAUUCGGGAGCUGACGGCAUCCACUGGUGAUAUACUUCAUGUGCAUGAGUACAAGAGGCUGAAUCCGCUCAAGGUUAUGACAAAGAGCUUGCGAGGAGACCUCAAAAAUCUGCGCAAGGGUGACUGCAUUGUGGCCUUCUCGGUGGUAAAUAUACACGCGCUAAAGAAGCAAAUUGAGAUGGACACAGGUCGUCGUUGUGCCAUCGUAUACGGAAGUCUUCCUCCCGAAACCCGGGCGCAGCAAGCCGCUCUGUUCAAUGAUCCCAACAACGACUACGACUUCUUGGUGGCAAGCGAUGCUAUUGGUAUGGGAUUGAAUCUGAGCGUGAAACGCAUUGUCUUUCAUACCGUUUCGAAAUUCAACGGGACUUCGAUUGUGCGACUGUCCACGCCUCAGAUCAAACAGAUUGGUGGUCGAGCUGGGCGUUUUCGAAAUGCACAUCAGGCCAUGCAUAACACCGCAGCUGCUUCAGAGUCCAAUGUGGGAUUGGUCACGACUCUCAAUGACGAGGAUUUACCUCUCGUGCGGGCUGCUAUGGAAUCAGAAGCUGCACCGAUUAAAAGAGCCGGUAUGCUUCCACCCGCCGAGGCCAUGGAGGAACUCGAGGGUCGUUUACCCAAAGGGAUUCCCUUCGAAUAUAUCCUGAGGCGUCUGUGCGGGAAAGCUGCCACGCAUCCGCGAUUUCGAGUAUGCAGUAUUCGAGAUCAAAGUCGAAUUUCUCGAGUGAUCGAAUCUGUCCGAGGGUUGACCAUGACCCAACGCAUCAUGUUGACGGCAGCACCGGCCACUACAGCCUCGCAAGCAAUGGACGAGGUGAUGCGAGCCUUUGCGAGAUGUGUGGCAGAGCGCAGACAGGUGACGGUCGUCGACGUACCUGAAGUUCGAUUGGAGGUUCUUGAAAAGCCGAUCUCGGGAGACCGAGCAUAUCUGGUCAGCCUAGAAGACCUCCACAAGUCCCUAGUCCUGUACCUCUGGCUCAGUUACCGAUUUUUGGGUAUCUUCAAGGACAGGGAAAUGGCUGUAUACGCCAAAGAGCUGGUAGAGGACCGAAUCAACACCUGUCUCCUCGAGUUUUCUGCAAACCCCGACCUACGCAAGAGAGUUUUGUCAUACAAAAAGAGGUUCGCCCUUCCUCAAAUCGAGACCGAAGAAAGUGCUCCAGCAAAUCAAGGAUCUCAAUUGGAGCAACCAGAAGAAGCCGAGGCCCUUCCUAUGGACUGGAUUCGGAGCUAUCCAGCCGUUGAGUUCGAGGAUUCUCCGCCUUCACAGCCCUACAACGUGGCGCACGGAUGA
Messenger RNA from Fonsecaea multimorphosa CBS 102226, 2289 nucleotides. RefSeq lists its product as uncharacterized. Lineage: Eukaryota; Fungi; Ascomycota; Eurotiomycetes; Chaetothyriales; Herpotrichiellaceae. The record is from RefSeq and is a predicted model, not a curated record. The coding region runs from base 1 to 2289 and encodes 762 amino acids. The transcript has 2 exons. Gene Ontology annotation, cellular component: mitochondrial degradosome. Gene Ontology annotation, biological process: RNA catabolic process; mitochondrial RNA 3'-end processing. Gene Ontology annotation, molecular function: RNA helicase activity; ATP binding; hydrolase activity, acting on acid anhydrides.